AUGCAACCACCUCCGGUUACUUAUCCACCACCUUCACAAACAGGAGCACUAUACCCUUCGCCGACAGGGAACUUACCCUAUUUCCCUCCACCACCACCACCACCACCUUAUGGUAAUCUUCUAAACGGUCAGCCCUCGCCUGACUCUAUCAUGCCUUAUUUCCCAUACUACUAUCGGAAACCUCCUCACCAGACUGAAGAUCAGUCAUCGACAACGACAACUACCAUCGGAAAACCAUCCAUGGUGAUGAUGAUUGCAACCGCUUAUCUUGGAAUUACUAGCAAAUUGAAUAAUUAA
Molecule: messenger RNA, 297 nt
Organism: Hibiscus syriacus
Lineage: Eukaryota; Viridiplantae; Streptophyta; Magnoliopsida; Malvales; Malvaceae
Product: leucine-rich repeat extensin-like protein 6
Exons: 2
Coding region: 1-297 (98 amino acids)
Source: RefSeq, a predicted model, not a curated record